AAUACCCAUCUCAAGUGUAGUGAAACCUCAGUUGUGGGAUUUAAACAUUCUUAACAAUGGCAACUUCGAAAGUUUUAAGUAUUGUUUUCUUUGUGUUGUUGUGUUUAGGAAUAUGUUCUGCUGCUAGAACACUUAUUACCAUUGGUUUGGGUCAUGAAAUUAGUGGAGGUUUCCAUGGUGACAUUGGUGUGAGCGGUGGUGAAGGUGGAGUACAUGUUGGAGCAGAUGGACAUGGAGGAGGAGCCGGUGGAGGUGGAGGUGGAGGUGCAGGUGGUGGUGGUGAAUAUGGAGGAAAUGUUGUUGCUGGUGGUGGAGGAGGUGGAAGUGGAGGUGGUGGUGGUGGUGGUGCAGCUGAAGGUGGAUAUGGUGGAGGAGCUGGCAAAGGAAGCGGGGAAGGUGUAGCACAUGGUGGUGGUUAUGCAGGUGGCGGAGGAAGUGGUAGUGGUGGAGGCGGAGGUGGUGGUGCAACUGAAGCUGGUGGAUAUGGUGGAGGAGCUGGUAAAGGAGGCGGGGAAGGAUUUGGUGGAAGUGCAGCACAUGGUGGUGGUAAUGCUGGUGGUGGAGGAGGAGGUGGUAGUGGUGGAGGCGGAGGUGGCAGAGCAGCCGAAGGUGGUGGAUAUGGUGGAGGAUCUGGCAAAGGAGGUGGGGAAGGAUUUGGUGGAGGUGCAGCACAUGGUGGUGGUAAUGCUGGUGGUGGAGGAGGUGGUAGUGGUGGAGGUGGAGGUGGCGGAGCAGCUGAAGGUGGUGGAUAUGGUGGAGGAGCUGGCAAAGGAUUUGGUGGAGGUGUAGCACAUGGAGGUGGUUAUGCUGGUGGUGGAGGAGGUGGCAGUGGUGGAGGUGGAGGUGCUGGUGGUGGUUAUGGAGGUGGUGAAGGAGGUGGUGCAGGGGGUGGAUCUAGUGGAGAACAUGGAGGAGGAUACGGAGGUGGGAGUGGAGGUGGCGGAGGAGGUGGUGCUGGUGGAGCACAUGGAGGCGGAUAUGGUGGUGGUGAAGGAGCUGGUGGUGGAUAUGGAGGUGGAGCAGCAGGUGGUGGUGGAGCAGGUGGUGGUUCAGGUGGUGGUGGAGGUGGUGGAGGUGCGCAUGGCGGAGGAUAUGGUGGUGGUGCCGGAGGUGGUGAAGGUGGUGGCCAAGGUGGAUAUUAUCCUUGAGGCUUGCGCUUACAUGGAAAUUUAUUAUUUUUAAAUGAUUAUGAUGAUUAUCCUUGAGGCUUGACUUUACUAUCUUUAACUAUAAUGGUGACAAGAAAAAGAAAUAAUUAUGAUGAUUAUAAACUACUACUACUAAAAUUUAUCGUUAUAUAUAUA
This is a messenger RNA of Vicia villosa (hairy vetch), 1304 nucleotides long. Its product is annotated as glycine-rich cell wall structural protein 1.8-like. Lineage: Eukaryota; Viridiplantae; Streptophyta; Magnoliopsida; Fabales; Fabaceae. The record is from RefSeq and is a predicted model, not a curated record. The transcript has a single exon. Bases 57 to 1148 code for a protein of 363 amino acids.